AUGGAACGAACCGACGUUGCUCUUGCUCGAGUGAAUUUUCUCCGGAAAGUCAAAAAAAUUACAAAUUGGGACAAAGUUGUCUUUCUAGACGAGACAUGGCUAAACGCCAAUCAUACCGUAUCCAAAGCUUGGACCGAUGGUACGACACAAUCGACCACCAAAGUACCUGAAGGCAAAGGUCAAAGACUAAUAAUAACUCAUGCUGGGACGUCAUCUGGUUUUGUGCCUAAUUGCCUAUUGGCAUUCAAAUCUACGAAGACCAAUGAAUACCAUGAAGAAAUGAAUUUUGAAAAAUUUAAAGAGUGGUUUUUAAAAUUAUUAGAUAAUUUGAAGGAGCCACAUUAUAUAAUUAUGGAUAACGCCCCAUAUCACUCGGUCCAAAAGCACAAACCACCAACUUCGGCAAACAGGAAGUUAGAAAUAAUUGCAUGGCUUCAAGAAAAAGGAAUAGAGGCCAAUGAAACAAUGCUUAAAAACGAAUUAUUGAGACUCGUUGGUCUGCACAAACCCAGCACACCAACGUAUGUCUUAGAUGACAUAGCCCAAGAAAAGGGUCAUAACGUCAUAAGACUGCCUCCAUAUCACUGCCAGUAUAAUCCGAUCGAGCUUAUCUGGGCCCAAGUAAAAGGUUACGCUGCUAGAUCUAACACAACACCACCUUUUACGGCAAAUAAAAUGCUGCAGUUACUAAACACUGCGGUUGAAAAUGUAUCUGCAGAAGAUUGGAAAAAGGUAGUUACCAAAUGCAGAAAAUUAAUGGAAGAAGAUUGGGAGCGGGACGUUCGAUUUGAUAAUAUUUGCGACCAAGAGUUCAUUAUAAAUUUAAAAGAUUGCUCUAGCGAUUUUGAAAGUGAUUCGGAAAUUGAUUUGGGGUGUACUCCUUUGGAAUAAAUAAAUGUAUGUUUUAAAA
Molecule: messenger RNA, 910 nt
Organism: Melitaea cinxia (Glanville fritillary)
Lineage: Eukaryota; Metazoa; Arthropoda; Insecta; Lepidoptera; Nymphalidae
Exons: 2
Coding region: 1-891 (296 amino acids)
Molecular function (GO): nucleic acid binding
Source: RefSeq, a predicted model, not a curated record